AUGAAGGCCUCCUCCUUGGCUCUGCUGGCCCUGCUGCUGGUGGCUGUCUGGACUGGAAGCCAGGGCAUGUCUUUCCGCAGCCUCUACGACAAGUGCUGCUACAAGGGCAUGUUCGUCAAGAAGAAAAUCCCUGCCAUCUACAUCAAGGGCCACCAGAAAACACCUUCUCACUGCUCUCACAAGGCUUUUCUUGUGGAGCUGAGGAAGGGGAACAAGGUCUGCGUGGCCCCAGAGGAGAGAUGGUUUCAGGAGUACCAGUGGCAGAAGGGGUCGACCAUCACCUCCAAGUGA
Molecule: messenger RNA, 291 nt
Organism: Mesitornis unicolor (brown roatelo)
Lineage: Eukaryota; Metazoa; Chordata; Aves; Mesitornithiformes; Mesitornithidae
Product: C-C motif chemokine 5-like
Exons: 3
Coding region: 1-291 (96 amino acids)
Biological process (GO): monocyte chemotaxis; immune response; cellular response to tumor necrosis factor
Cellular component (GO): extracellular region
Molecular function (GO): chemokine activity; CCR chemokine receptor binding
Source: RefSeq, a predicted model, not a curated record